This is a messenger RNA of Prionailurus viverrinus (fishing cat), 3496 nucleotides long. RefSeq names its product tripartite motif containing 24 (gene TRIM24). NCBI's taxonomy places the organism in Eukaryota, Metazoa, Chordata, Mammalia, Carnivora, Felidae. The transcript has 19 exons. The record is from RefSeq and is a predicted model, not a curated record. The coding region runs from base 324 to 3476 and encodes 1050 amino acids. Gene Ontology annotation, molecular function: zinc ion binding; protein binding.
AGAGAGAAAGGCGGGGAGACGAGGGCGGGCUGGGCGGUUUCGACGAGCGCCGCGGCGGUUGGCGAAGCGGACGGGGCGCAGCCUUCCCGGUGCGAGGAACGGUUCCCGCUGACAGAUCCCCUUCUUCCGGCCGCGCCACCCGGGAGGCGGAUCCCCGGGGCCUGAGGAGCCUUUCUCGGCCCGGCCCGCUCUCCCUCCCUCUCCCGCGGGUCACCCGAACGGCCUGUGAAGAGGAGGAGGAGGAGGUCGUCGGGGGCGGCGGCCGGCGGAGACCGCGCUCCCCCUUCCCCGGCGGCGGCGGCGGCGGCGGCGGGGGCAGGACAAUGGAGGUGGCUGUGGAGAAGGCGGCGACGGCGGCCGCGGCGGCUUCGGCGGCGGCCGCCGGGGGGCCCUCGGCGGCGCCAAGCGGGGAGAAUGAGGCCGAGAGUCGGCAGGGCCCCGACUCGGAGCGCGGAGGCGAGGCGGCCCGGCUCAACCUGUUGGACACUUGCGCCGUGUGCCACCAGAACAUCCAGAGCCGGGCGCCCAAGCUGCUGCCCUGCCUGCACUCCUUCUGCCAGCGCUGCCUACCCGCGCCCCAGCGCUACCUCAUGCUGCCCGCGCCCAUGCUGGGCUCGGCCGAGACCCCGCCGCCCGUCCCCGCCCCCGGCUCGCCGGUCAGCGGCUCCUCGCCGUUCGCCACCCAAGUUGGAGUCAUUCGAUGUCCAGUUUGCAGCCAAGAAUGUGCAGAGAGACACAUCAUAGAUAAUUUUUUUGUGAAGGACACUACUGAGGUUCCCAGCAGUACAGUAGAAAAGUCUAAUCAGGUGUGUACAAGCUGUGAGGACAAUGCAGAAGCUAAUGGGUUUUGUGUAGAGUGUGUUGAGUGGCUCUGCAAGACAUGCAUCAGAGCUCAUCAAAGAGUGAAGUUCACAAAAGACCACACUGUGAGACAGAAGGAGGAAGUAUCUCCAGAGGCAGUUGGUGUGACCAGUCAGCGGCCAGUGUUUUGUCCUUUUCAUAAGAAGGAGCAGCUGAAGCUUUACUGUGAAACAUGUGACAAACUGACAUGCCGGGACUGCCAGUUAUUAGAACAUAAAGAGCAUAGAUACCAAUUUAUAGAAGAAGCUUUUCAGAAUCAGAAAGUGAUCAUAGAUACACUAAUCACAAAACUGAUGGAAAAAACAAAAUACAUAAAAUUCACAGGAAAUCAGAUCCAAAACAGGAUAAUUGAAGUAAAUCAAAAUCAAAAGCAGGUGGAGCAGGAUAUUAAAGUUGCUAUAUUUACAUUGAUGGUAGAAAUAAAUAAAAAAGGAAAAGCCCUACUGCAUCAGCUUGAGAGCCUUGCAAAGGACCAUCGCAUGAAACUUAUGCAACAACAACAGGAAGUGGCUGGACUUUCUAAACAAUUGGAACAUGUCAUGCAUUUUUCUAAAUGGGCAGUUUCCAGUGGCAGCAGCACAGCUUUACUUUAUAGCAAGCGACUGAUUACAUACCGGUUACGGCACCUCCUUCGAGCAAGGUGUGAUGCUUCCCCAGUGACCAACAAUACCAUCCAGUUUCACUGUGAUCCUAGUUUCUGGGCUCAAAAUAUUAUCAAUUUAGGUUCUUUAGUAAUUGAAGAUAAAGAGAGUCAGCCACAAAUGCCUAAGCAGAAUCCUGUCGUGGAACAGAAUUCACAGCCACCAGGUGGUUUAUCUUCAAACCAGUUAUCCAAGUUUCCAACACAGAUCAGCCUAGCUCAAUUACGACUCCAGCAUAUGCAGCAACAGGUAAUGGCUCAGAGGCAACAGGUGCAACGGAGGCCAGCACCUGUGGGUUUACCAAACCCUAGAAUGCAGGGGCCCAUCCAGCAACCUUCCAUCUCUCAUCAGCAACCCCCUCCACGUUUGAUAAAUUUCCAAAAUCACAGCCCCAAACCCAAUGGACCAGUUCUUCCUCCACAUCCUCAACAGCUGAGAUACCCACCGAACCAGAACAUGCCGAGACAAGCAAUAAAGCCCAACCCGCUACAGAUGGCUUUUUUGGCUCAACAAGCUAUAAAACAGUGGCAGAUCAGCAGUGGGCAGGCUGCCCCAUCAACCGCCAGCAGCACAUCCUCUACUCCUUCUAGUCCUACCAUUACGAGUGCAGCAGGAUAUGAUGCAAAGGCUUUCGGCUCACCUAUGAUUGAUUUGAGCUCACCAGUGGGAGGCUCUUAUAAUCUUCCUUCUCUUCCAGAUAUUGACUGUUCAAGUACUAUUAUGCUGGACAAUAUUGUGAGGAAAGAUACCAGUAUAGAUCAUGGCCAGCCAAGACCACCCUCAAACAGAACCGUGCAGUCACCAAACUCAUCCGUGCCAUCUCCAGGCCUUGCAGGACCUGUUACUAUGACUAGUGUUCACCCACCAAUACGUUCACCUAGUGCCUCCAGUGUUGGGAGCCGAGGAAGCUCUGGCUCUUCCAGCAAACCAGCAGGAGCUGAUUCCACACACAAAGUCCCGGUGGUCAUGUUGGAGCCAAUCCGAAUAAAACAGGAAAACAGUGGACCGCCUGAAAAUUAUGAUUUUCCUGUGGUCAUAGUGAAACAAGAAUCCGAUGAAGAAUCUAGGCCUCAAAAUACCAACUAUCCAAGGAGCAUACUCACCUCCCUGCUCUUAAAUAGUAGUCAGAGCUCUACCUCUGAGGAGUCUGUGCUAAGGUCAGAUGCUCCUGAUAGCACAGGAGAUCAACCUGGACUUCACCAGGAAAAUUCCUCCAAUGGAAAGUCGGAGUGGCCGGAUGCCUCCCAGAAGUCACCUGUUCAUGUCGGAGAGACCAGGAAAGAGGACGACCCCAAUGAGGACUGGUGUGCAGUUUGUCAGAAUGGAGGGGAGCUCCUGUGCUGUGAGAAGUGUCCCAAAGUGUUUCAUCUUUCUUGUCAUGUGCCCACCUUGGCAAAUUUUCCAAGUGGAGAGUGGAUUUGUACUUUCUGCCGGGACUUAUCUAAACCAGAAGUUGAAUAUGAUUGUGAUGCUCCCAGUCACAACUCAGAGAAGAAGAAAAGUGAAGGCCUUGUUAAAUUAACACCAAUAGAUAAAAGGAAGUGUGAACGCCUACUUUUAUUUCUUUAUUGCCAUGAAAUGAGCCUGGCUUUUCAAGAUCCAGUUCCUCUAACUGUGCCUGAUUAUUAUAGAAUAAUUAAAAAUCCAAUGGACUUGUCAACCAUCAAGAAGAGACUACAAGAAGAUUAUUCCAUGUAUACAAAGCCUGAAGAUUUUGUAGCUGAUUUUAGAUUGAUCUUUCAAAACUGUGCCGAAUUCAAUGAGCCUGAUUCAGAAGUAGCCAAUGCUGGUAUAAAACUUGAAAGCUAUUUUGAAGAACUUCUAAAGAACCUUUAUCCAGAAAAAAAGUUUCCUAAACUAGAAUUCAGGAAUGAAUCAGAAGAUAAUAAAUUUAGUGAUGACUCAGAUGAUGACUUUGUACAGCCCCGGAAGAAACGCCUCAAAAGUAUAGAGGAACGCCAGUUGCUUAAAUAAAGCAACACCAUUGGCGUGUG